CCUGAGCGGUGACUGCUGCUCUUCCCGCUGAUCCAACUGCAGCAUCAGCCACCGUCCGGCUGCUGUGCCUGUCCCGAGCGCCACCGCCGUUCCCGCCAGUUCGGAGUGUCAGUGCCUGUGCGCAGAUGGAGCUGGACCACAUGACGAGCGGCGGCCUCCACGCCUAUCCCGGGGCACGGGGUGCGCCGGCGGCCAAGCCUAAUGUGAUCCUGCAGAUCGGUAAGUGCCGGGCGGAGAUGCUGGAGCAUGUGCGGAGGACCCACCGGCACCUGCUCACCGAGGUGUCCAAGCAGGUGGAGCGUGAGCUGAAGGGGCUGCACAGGUCAGUGGGCAAGCUGGAGAACAACCUGGACGGCUACGUGCCCACGGGCGACUCUCAGCGCUGGAAGAAGUCUAUCAAGGCCUGCCUCUGCCGCUGCCAGGAAACCAUCGCCAACCUGGAGCGCUGGGUGAAGCGCGAGAUGCACGUGUGGCGAGAAGUCUUCUACCGGCUGGAGAGGUGGGCCGAUCGCCUGGAGUCCAUGGGCGGCAAGUACCCGGUGGGCAAUGAGCCGGCCCGCCACACGGUCUCAGUGGGUGUCGGAGGUCCUGAGAGCUACUGCCACGAGGCUGACGGCUAUGACUACACGGUCAGCCCCUAUGCCAUCACCCCUCCGCCUGCAGCUGGCGAGCUGCCGGGACAGGAUCCAGCUGAGGCCCAGCAGUACCCACCAUGGGGGACGGGUGAGGAUGGGCAGCCAAGCCCUGGAGUGGACACUCAGAUCUUUGAGGACCCUCGAGAGUUCCUGAGCCACUUGGAGGAGUACUUGCGGCAGGUGGGUGGCUCUGAGGAGUACUGGCUGUCCCAGAUCCAGAACCACAUGAAUGGGCCAGCCAAGAAGUGGUGGGAGUUCAAGCAGGGCUCCGUGAAGAACUGGGUGGAGUUCAAGAAAGAGUUCCUGCAGUACAGCGAGGGCACCCUAUCCCGGGAGGCCAUCCAGCGUGAACUAGACCUGCCGCAGAAGCAGGGAGAGCCACUGGACCAGUUCUUGUGGCGCAAGCGGGACCUGUACCAGACUCUGUAUGUGGACGCUGAGGAGGAGGAGAUCAUCCAGUAUGUGGUGGGCACCUUGCAGCCCAAGCUCAAGCGCUUUCUGAGACACCCCCUACCCAAGACUCUGGAACAGCUCAUCCAGAGGGGCAUGGAGGUGCAGGACGGCCUGGAGCAGGCGGCUGAGCCAGCCGGGCCCCAGCUGCCUGCUGAGGAUGAGGCUGAGGCCGUUACACCUGCCCUCACCAGCGAGUCUGUGGCCAGUGACCGGACCCAGCCUGAGUAGAGGGCAUCCCAGAGCCCCCAGCCUGCCAGCCACAUCCACUGUGUGGCCUUUGCCAACUAGGACUUGAGCUUUGGCUGACUCACACCGGGGCAGCCUCAUCCAGCCAGGCAGCCCCUUGGCCUCCUGGCGCUGCUCACACAGACCCAUGCCAUCCAGCUGCGAGCAACACCCCGAACAGCAAAGGAGCUCCUCCCCUGCAGGGCUCCUGCCUGUCACCCUCCCCUCUGUCUGUCUUCCUGGCCCUGGCCCUGGCCUUGCCUGAGCUGGCAAGUGGCUCUACCCUCCACACUCUCAGGCCAUCACAGACCAUCCUCACCUUCCUCAUUCUGCUCCAAUGCCUGGGCCCUCUCAGCAUUCAAAAAAACAAAGUGUCGGAAGACGGGGUCCAGUGGGAUCCCAGCCCCUGGGGCACCCCAGGGCAGAAGCUAAAGUAGAACCAGUGCCAAAGGAACCUCACCUCUGGAGACAGCAUCCCUGGCAAGCACAGCAGAGCCCAUGGACACCUUCCUCGCCCCCCAGAACAGUUGGCCAGCCUUGAGCAGCAUGGCUUCCCAUUCCCAGGGAAAGCCCAAAUUGCAGAUGCAACAGCAGCAGCAGCAGACCUGACAUCCUGGUGCCUCCUGGCCCCCAGCACAGUGAUUCACACCAGCCUGGGGAAGAAUCAGAACUCAGUUUGGUGACUCACCCUCAGCAGGCAGAGGGUCCCAGAGAAACUGAAUCCUCAAAUCCGGCUGAGGCAGCAGCCGGCACCUUUGGAGCCAGGAGAAUGACAACAGGUCUCAAGGCUGUCUUCAGGAGUUUGCUGUCAUACCUCACACCCUCUCCUCCCUUCUCCGAGCAGCCUGCACACAAGUCCCAGGACAGCUGAGAGAGGGCAGCUGUCGUAAAAAAGCGGCCUGGCAGAGGGCAGCACCCCAGCUCAACCCAAGAGCUGGUGACGAAGCCAGGCCAGCGUGAGGGCCAGGGCCUGCCACUAUGCCUGCCCCGCUGGCCACCAGCUGCCUAUUCCCGGAGCCACUGCAGCUGGAGCGGGGGUCCACUACCCUGGCACCCCCUGCUCGCUGCAUGCCCAUUGUCUGCUGCCAGAGCCUUUCAGGAGCUCUGAGGCCAGGCCCCCAGCUGCUGCUCCUGCCCAGUGGCCACCAACCCAGCUCUGGGAGAGCCCCAGACCUCUGUUUCUGGGUGUCCUAGCUCUCCAUCCUGCUCUGCUGUUGCCUAGGAUGGACCCUUGUCACUGCCCAGCACCUGCUUCCCGGUGCUGGGAGCCCUUGGUGCCUGCAGUCCAAGCAGGCCCUGGUUGGAGGUUUCUCUUUCUGCCUUGCCCACUGCAUUCCAGAUUCUGGGGGCCAGCUCUGCGCUCCAGCCUGUGCCCCGGCCAGCCCCCACAGAUUUUAUUUUCAGCACAUAAGCCAUAACUCUUCCUCAUUGGCCAGCACCAGCCACUUGGAGGCCCUGGGACCUGGGAAGACCCUGGGCACCUCACGAGGGUAUGACUGUCCCUUUCCAGACCAGGCCAUGCGUUCUCAGCCAGGAUAUGUACCCCUUCCACCUACCCUUGAAGACAGGCUCUUUUUAUAAGAUUUUGUUAA
Molecule: messenger RNA, 2905 nt
Organism: Octodon degus (degu)
Lineage: Eukaryota; Metazoa; Chordata; Mammalia; Rodentia; Octodontidae
Gene: Arc
Product: activity regulated cytoskeleton associated protein
Exons: 3
Coding region: 126-1316 (396 amino acids)
Biological process (GO): modulation of chemical synaptic transmission; positive regulation of AMPA receptor activity
Molecular function (GO): mRNA binding
Source: RefSeq, a predicted model, not a curated record